Messenger RNA from Symbiodinium sp. CCMP2592, 1665 nucleotides. NCBI's taxonomy places the organism in Eukaryota, Dinophyceae, Suessiales, Symbiodiniaceae. The record is from the annotation of a GenBank genome assembly.
AUGGCUUCCAUGGUCUCAAAAGAGAAACCGACCUACGAGUCGGUCAUGGCUUGCUUUCGGAAGCACCAGGCAGCCGGUGACGAUGUGUUGGACUGGGCCGUCUUCUGCGACGUGCUGCAGAGCUUGGAUCCCGACUUUUGCACGGAUGCCCUGCUAAAAGAGCUACGCUCGCGCUUCUUCGCUCCUGGAGACGACAAGCCUCCGGGCAUCGACAAGGGCGCCGUGCCGGUAAAGGUGGAGGAUGUGGUGAUGUGGAUCUUCGACAUUCAAGAAGGAGCUGUGCCCUCCAUCAAGCGGUCCAUCUCCUUGAAGAAGCAGAAGACGGGAGAACUUGAAGAGUCAGCCGAGGAAGGCGAAGCAAUUCGGGCGCGAACGGCUGCCGGCUCCGUGGUAAUGUCAGUUCCAAGAAAGGACCUUGACAAGACAGUGGGGCAGCUGCGGAAGGACGUGGCUGACGUGUUUCAACGCUGCAUCGAUGAAAUCAAGUUCGUGCUCGACCAGCGGCAGCUCGAGGCCAGCGGAAUCUCGAUGCAGCUUUUUGUUGCAGUUUUUCACCCUCGCGAAGAGAUCUUGUGCGCUCUUGCCAAGCUGAAGGAUGAUGAGAUAUCUCGGACAUUGCUGCGCGGUGAGGAUGUUCUGGAAUUGCUGGUCGUGACGCAGCAGAUCCCCCAGUUCGACGGGAGCAUUCCUGCAGUGGAGCAGCUUUCCACGCUGUCAUCCUCGAUGGAGUACCAGAUUGACGCAGCCACUCACCUUCGAAAAAUUCUCAGCGUGGAGCGGGAUCCGCCGAUUGACAAGGUACUCACCCUCGGCGUCGCACCGCGCCUCCUCGAGCUGAGUCAACAGAUGCUCGGACUCUUGAGAGGAUAUGUGGAACUGGGCCCCAAGGAUGGAUGCGCCGACACCUGGCAGCCGGAAGGGAAGCUGCAGUUUGAGACGUUGUGGGCCAUCUUGAACAUUGUCUCGGGAGAUGUUCACCAGACGCAGGCAAUCGUCGAUCUCGACGCCGUCCCGAUCAUUACCAGUCUCCUGAGAGACUGCACGAACAGCGAUGUGCUCGAGCAGGGUGUCUGGGCUCUGGGAAACAUCGCAGGUGACUCUGUGCAACACAGAGACCUGUGCAUUUCCACUGGCUCGUUGACCGAAGUGCUCAAGGUCUUGGAGGGCACCACCAAGACCAGCUGCAUCCGGAACGCUACCUGGACCGUCUCCAACUUCUGCCGGGGCACACCGAAGCCGAGCCUUGAGGCGAUGCUUCCGGCACUGCCGGUCAUGUCUCGAGUGCUGUACAGCACAGACCAGGAAGUUCUGACAGAUGCCCUUUGGACGGUCUCGUACGUCUCCGACGGUACAGAGAGAUACAUCCAAGCAGUUCUGGACGCCGGCGUCUGUCGGAGGGUCGUGGAGCUCCUGAGCCACGAGUCGCCUCAAGUGCAGACGCCAGCGCUCCGCACUGUGGGCAACAUCGUGACCGGAAGUGACACCCAGACGGAUGCCGUGCUCGCUUGUGAGCCGGAGCCACAGAAAUGCGGCAGAUUCGGCCUCAGUUUUGCGGGUCGCAGUCCACGGAGUGAGAAAAACUACAGGUUCUGGGCCCUGCAUGCAAAGAAAAGCAUGUUCAGCUUGAAUUGCUUGGCUGGCGAGGCCUUUCCCGGCUCUGACUAG